Plasmodium cynomolgi strain B is the source of this 666-nucleotide messenger RNA. Its product is annotated as ER lumen protein retaining receptor. Gene Ontology annotation, cellular component: endoplasmic reticulum; membrane; cis-Golgi network. Bases 1 to 666 code for a protein of 221 amino acids. Gene Ontology annotation, molecular function: ER lumen protein retrieval receptor activity. Gene Ontology annotation, biological process: protein retention in ER lumen; endoplasmic reticulum to Golgi vesicle-mediated transport. Lineage: Eukaryota; Apicomplexa; Aconoidasida; Haemosporida; Plasmodiidae. The record is from RefSeq and is a predicted model, not a curated record. The transcript has 3 exons.
AUGAAUAUAUUCAGACUGAUAGGAGACAUUUUACACCUCGUAAGUAUGUAUAUACUUAUUAUGAAGUUGAAGAAGUCCAAAAAUUGUAUUGGAAUAUCAUGCCGCAUGCAGGAGUUGUAUUUGAUAGUCUUCUUGUGCAGAUACAUCGACCUCUUCUUCGUGUUCGUCAGCUUCUACAACACCGUCAUGAAAAUAACCUUCAUACUGACUAUAGCGUACACGAUAUAUCUAAUCAGAUUCAAGCUUCCCAUCUCGCAAACUUACAAUAGGAAAGUGGACAAUUUUAAAAGCGAGAAGUAUUUGAUCCCGCCCUGUAUAGUUCUAAGCCUUCUAACGUGCAAGACGUAUAACCUGUACAACAUCCUGUGGUCUUUUUCCAUAUGGCUUGAAAGUGUCGCAAUUCUUCCCCAACUAGUGUUGUUAGAAAAGCAGAGAGAAGUAGAAAAUAUCACCUCCCAUUACGUUAUCACCAUGGGGAUGUACAGAGCCUUUUAUAUAUUGAAUUGGAUCUAUAGAUAUUUCUUUGAUGAUAAACCAUACAUUAACGUCGUUGGUUGGUUAGGGGGGCUUAUUCAGACUCUUCUCUACAUUGACUUUUUCUACUACUUUGCGAUGGCGAAAUGGUAUGGGAAGAAGCUCGUGCUGCCCUUCAAUGGGGAAGUUUAA